Molecule: messenger RNA, 810 nt
Organism: Lepus europaeus (European hare)
Lineage: Eukaryota; Metazoa; Chordata; Mammalia; Lagomorpha; Leporidae
Gene: AQP6
Product: aquaporin 6
Exons: 4
Coding region: 1-810 (269 amino acids)
Biological process (GO): transmembrane transport
Cellular component (GO): plasma membrane; apical plasma membrane
Molecular function (GO): nitrate transmembrane transporter activity; water channel activity
Source: RefSeq, a predicted model, not a curated record
AUGGAGCCGGCGACAUGCUGCCCCAGAAACAGGCUGGCGUGCAGGCUCUGGGCGGCCAUCAGCCGGGCGCUGUUUGCUGAGUUCCUGGCCACAGGGCUGUAUGUGUUCUUUGGUGUGGGCUCGGCCAUGAAGUGGCCCUCGGCACUCCCCUCUAUACUGCAGACUGCCAUCACCUUCAACCUGGCCACGGCCAUGGUCGUGCAGAUCACGUGGAAGGCCAGCGGGGCCCACCUCAACCCCGCGGUGACGCUGGCCUUCCUCGUGGGCUCACACAUCUCUCUGCCCCGAGCUGUGGCCUACGUGGUGGCUCAGCUGGCGGGGGCUACUGCGGGAGCCGCUCUGCUUUACGGGGUCACUCCAGGAGACAUCCGAGAGACCCUCGCCAUCAACGUGGUGCGGAAUGGCGCCUCCACCGGGCAGGCGGUGGCGGUGGAGCUGGUUCUGACCCUGCAACUGGUGCUCUGCGUCUUCGCCUCCACGGACAGCCGCCAGGCCUCGGGUUCCCCGGCUGCCAUAAUCGGGGCCUCUGUGGCUGCGGGCCACCUCAUUGGGCUCUACUUCACCGGCUGCUCCAUGAACCCGGCCCGCUCCUUCGGUCCUGCCGUCGUCGUCGGCAAGUUCACCGUGCACUGGAUCUUCUGGGUGGGACCCCUGACGGGUGCUGUUCUGGCUUCGUUCAUCUACAACUUUAUCCUGUUCCCUGAUACCAAGACCCUGGCCGAGCGCCUGACCAUCUUCAUGGGCACCCGAGAAACAGCAGCCCGGGCCAGUUCAAGGGACACGGAGCUGAGUGUGUGCGACACGGCCUAG